ACCCUCUAUUUUUCUUCCCUUAAUUUGCUAUGAAUCCAUUUUCAAAUUUUGAUGAUGAUUAUGCUGAUUAUGAGUUGAAUAUGAUGCAAGCAAUUGCAAUGAUAUCCGAGGGAACAUCUUCUACACCUCGUCGUACUCCUCAACGUCGUAGGUUCAUCAGACGUGAUUCAUUCGAAGUAGUCUCCCACGAUGAUUAUUUUGUCCAAAAGAGAGAUGCUAGUGGGAGGCUUGGAUUGUCUUCCCUUCAAAAGAUGACUGCAGCGAUUAGGAUGCUAGCAUAUGGGGUCACCGCAGAUCUAAUGGACGAGUACAUCAAAAUCGAAGAAAGUACGGUACGACAAAGUAUGAAGAAAUUUGUUAAGGCAAUUGUCUCAAUUUUUGGCAAUGAGUAUUUGAGAUCUCCAAACAGCAAUAAUAUAGUGAGGUUCUAGAUGCCGGACAAAGACGUGGAUUCCCAGGUAUGUUGGGUAGCAUUGAUUGUAUGCACUGGAAAUGGAAGAAUUGUCCUACUGCAUGGAAAGGUAUGUAUUCUGGUCAUGUAAAUGAACCAACUAUUAUUUUGGAGGCUGUUGCAUUUUAUGAUCUUUGGAUAUGGCAUGCUUUUUUUGGUUUU
This is a messenger RNA of Carya illinoinensis, 613 nucleotides long. RefSeq lists its product as uncharacterized. The record is from RefSeq and is a predicted model, not a curated record. Bases 30 to 431 code for a protein of 133 amino acids. The transcript is spliced from 2 exons. NCBI's taxonomy places the organism in Eukaryota, Viridiplantae, Streptophyta, Magnoliopsida, Fagales, Juglandaceae.